UUUUUUUUUGGGUAGUCUCAGCCACUCCAAAAUUCUAUGAAUCUGCAGUAGCUCGCAAACCACUUGGUAUAUCCACAUGCGUAGGGUAGGCCUGAGCUCCAGCGUUCUUAAAUGCCUAUUCCCUUCCUCUCCUUAUAAAUGCUAGCUCAUGUUGCUUCACACAUUCACACAGGGCAAAGCUCUUAGAUUUUUUCACCUCCUUCAACACACAUGACACUGUUGAGCAUCUUUCCAACAAUGGAGGGGUGGUUUUCUUGCAUAACAAAGGCAGUAUUCAGGUCUAAAGAGGCUGCAAUUUGUGGUCUUCGAACAGGGUUUUUCACCAGAGUGAUCAAGACAGUAGCUCUUGCUGCAUUCACCUGCUUUCUUGCAUUGGGAGGGGCUUUGGUGGGAAUAUUUGUUGGAGCCAUCAAAGGGCAGACCACAGAAACUGGGUUUCUAAAUGGGGCAGGCAUAGGAGCUGUGACAGGGGCACUUGCAGCCAUUCAAUUACUGGAAUCUGCAGCUGAUUGCGAGUCAUUAUCCAAGGUUGCCCUCUUAGGUAGUUUAAUGAAUGGGAGGGUCUUCGUGGAAUGGGUUUGUCCUGCAGUGCUAAAAGCUUAUCAGUGGCAAGUUAGGAAUCUUGAAACAAAUUAUCGAGAAGUUUCAGAUAUCUAUGACAUCAGUAGUGGAGUUAAAGGGCUAUCCGACAGCUGCAUUCAGAAGCUUCCUAUGCAUAGGUUUCACUCUAGACAGAUGAUCGAAUCAUGUGAUGAUUUCUGUUGCUCCAUUUGCUUACAGGAUUUCAAGGAUGAAAACUCUGUGAGAGAACUUCCCAACUGUGGACACCUCUUUCAUCUGGACUGCAUAGACCAGUGGCUAACUAGACAAGGCACUUGCCCAGUGUGUAGAGAUUAUGUUUGUGACGAUUGAUAAUUUGAAGUUCCAAAAGAAAAAGAGCAAAAUUUAAGAUUUUUCUUCAACAAAAAGAUAUAAACAAAUGGAGCAAAGGCAUACACAAUGUAUAUCAAUUUCAAUGUAUCCAAACGAUAUUCCUUUUGAGGGUGGCUUUGAGAUUACACUUGAGAUUACUUCAUC
Messenger RNA from Corylus avellana, 1077 nucleotides. RefSeq names its product RING/U-box superfamily protein. The record is from RefSeq and is a predicted model, not a curated record. Lineage: Eukaryota; Viridiplantae; Streptophyta; Magnoliopsida; Fagales; Betulaceae.